Messenger RNA from Pseudozyma hubeiensis SY62, 1227 nucleotides. Its product is annotated as triosephosphate isomerase. Gene Ontology annotation, molecular function: triose-phosphate isomerase activity. The transcript has 4 exons. Gene Ontology annotation, biological process: glyceraldehyde-3-phosphate biosynthetic process; glycolytic process; glycerol catabolic process. Lineage: Eukaryota; Fungi; Basidiomycota; Ustilaginomycetes; Ustilaginales; Ustilaginaceae. Bases 1 to 1227 code for a protein of 408 amino acids. The record is from RefSeq and is a predicted model, not a curated record. Gene Ontology annotation, cellular component: cytosol.
AUGCUGUCAGUCAAUCAGCUGCAUGCCCAUCAGCUUGAAGCAAGGAAGCGACUCCAUCGUCAUCAACCGGCGUCACUUGCGAAUCAUGCCGCUGCGAAUGAGUGUAACGUAGCCAUCUCCAGAUCUAUAGGACGGAUCCACUGGCAGAAGCUCCGUCGCCUUGUGACUCAGCCCGUGUCGUAUGCGGUCUGUAGCGCUUCCCUGCCGGAUGGAGAACACACUCACAUUGAAAUCGGAGCUCGUCGCCCAAACACCACCUUUGAGACCGAUGAUGGCGGCUUGGGUGAUCUUGCCCGUGCCAACGAGGCUGUGCGUCGAUUUGUGUGUGUUUUCAACACAACCAAGUGGAGGAUGCUCACUACAACGACGCGUUUUGGCUCGAUCAAGUUUGCCCGUCCGUACGCCAAUUCUACGCAAGUUGCUCUACGUACCAUCACAACCAAAUCACUCCCAUCAACACCAUUUUCGAUACUGGACAAAAUGGCUCGCACUUUCUUCGUCGGCGGUAACUGGAAGAUGAACGGCUCGCUCGAGUCGACAAAGUCUCUCACCCAGACUUUGACACAGGCCAAGCUCGACUCGAAUGUCGAGGUGGUCGUUGCACCCCCAGCCCUCCACCUCCUGACCGUGCAGGAGCAGCUCAAAGGCUCCUCCGUCUCGGUCUCGGCUCAAAACGCCUUCCACAAGGCCAGCGGUGCCUUCACCGGCGAGGUUUCCGUCUCGAUGCUCAAAGACGCCUCCAUCCCUUGGGUCAUCCUCGGUCACUCUGAACGUCGCACCCUCUUCCACGAAUCCGACGCCAACGUCGCCGAAAAGACCGCCGCCGCUCUCGCCGAGAACCUCUCCGUCAUCCUCUGCAUCGGCGAGACGCUCGAACAGCGUGAAGCCAACGAGACCGUCAACGUUGUCGUUCGUCAACUCAACGCCGUUGCCGAUCAGGUCAAGGACUGGUCCAAGAUCGUCGUCGCCUACGAACCCGUCUGGGCCAUCGGUACCGGUAAGGUGGCCACCUCGGAACAGGCCCAGGAGGUCCACGCCGCUAUCCGCAAGUGGGCCAGCGAGAAGCUCGGCAAGGACACCGCCGACAAGCUCAGAAUCAUCUACGGCGGCUCCGUCGCCGGAAAGAACUGCAAGGAGCUCGCCCAGCAGCCUGACAUUGACGGUUUCUUGGUCGGAGGCGCCAGUCUCAAGCCUGAGUUCGUUGAUAUCGUCAACGCGAACGCUUGA